GAGUUGCUAUAAGGAGGCCGGGACGGCGGGCGCGGCCCCCAGAACACGUCACGCCAGCGCCAUGCUCAGCGCCCAAGAGCGCGCCCAUAUCGCACAGGUCUGGGACCUGAUCGCCGGCCACGAGGCGCCCUUCGGGGCGGAGCUGCUGCUCAGGCUCUUCGCGGUGUACCCCAACACUAAGACCUACUUCAAGCACCUGGGCGACUGCCCCGACGAGGUGCUGCUGCUGAACCACGGACAACGCAUGCUCGAGGCGGUGGGCGUGGCCGUGCGACACGUGGACAACCUGCGCGCCGCCCUGAGCCCGCUCGCCGACCUGCACGCACACGUGCUGCGCGUGGACCCCACCAACUUCCCGCUGCUGAUCCAGUGUUUCCAGGUGGUGCUGGCUUCCCACCUCCAGGACGAGUUCACUGUGGAGAUGCAGGCUGCGUGGGAUAAAUUCCUGACUGGCAUAGCCGUGGUGCUGACGGAGAAGUACCGCUGAGUUCAGUGCCCCGCGGACCUAGGUCUGAGGACAUCAAUAAACAGGCCUCAAAACGCUGAA
Camelus dromedarius (Arabian camel) is the source of this 547-nucleotide messenger RNA. RefSeq names its product hemoglobin subunit mu (gene HBM). Gene Ontology annotation, cellular component: haptoglobin-hemoglobin complex; blood microparticle; hemoglobin complex. Bases 62 to 487 code for a protein of 141 amino acids. The transcript is spliced from 3 exons. NCBI's taxonomy places the organism in Eukaryota, Metazoa, Chordata, Mammalia, Artiodactyla, Camelidae. The record is from RefSeq and is a predicted model, not a curated record. Gene Ontology annotation, biological process: oxygen transport; hydrogen peroxide catabolic process. Gene Ontology annotation, molecular function: haptoglobin binding; peroxidase activity; oxygen carrier activity.